AGUAGCGAGGAAGAGGUCGCAGUCUAUCGCACUGCGACCAGGACAUUUUGAAGAUGGUGUUGAGCUGACUUUGAUACUCUUGUUGUUGUAAAACUUCUUUUACAACCAAUUCUAUGGCCGACGCCGGAGCUGCAAACCCCGCGGCAGCCGCCGCUGCGGCGCCAGGCGCGACGACGCAGGACCUGUCUUUUUCCUUCGACCUCUCGGCCUCGCACCAGGAUAACACGGGGGAGGAGGAGGAACUGACCCAGGAAAAUGACGUCCUUAACGAGUUCCGGUCGUUCAUCAAGCAUGCGAAGGCGGGCAUGCAGAUGGCCGAGUUCUGGCGCGUGUAUCUCGAUCCGGAACAGAAACAGCGGAUCAGCGUUCAGGAGUUCUGCAAAAGGGUACGGGUGAGUGGCUACGAGAACGUGUUGACGCUGAAAAACGCGAUCGUGCAACAGCGGGUGGACAAAAUCAAUGAGACGAGCGCUGUAUCAAAUGCAAAUACGUCGGGGUCUGGAGAAAUGCAACUUGUGAUGCUGCCUUCGGACUCUUAAAAAAUCUGUAUUGCAUGAGCAGCAAGAGGAGUCCAGUUGUUGCUUUGUGGAGAGGGAGUCUCUCAUGCGGAAUAUGCGUAAGCAUGAAGACGCCCUCAAAAAAUCUGUGAUGCUCGGGCACGCAUCACAGACAUCAUGGGUCAUGCGAAACGUGCAUGGCAAACCUCGCAUCCUUCCACACCCAGACAUUUGCGUUUGAUACGGUGUGGUCGCGCAAUUUGACAAAAAAUCACCUUCCAAGACCCACAGCCCAACCAGCAGUCCUGUGAAAUGUAUACAACAUAGGGACGACCUUUUGGUUUGUGUUUUGUUUUUUCAUCUCAUGCGUCGCUUAUUUUUGCCGCAUCAUGGAAGAGAUUUAGGUUUUCUUAUGAAAAAAGUACCUCCACCUCCAUCACAAAUUGAAAUUCUCAGUCGGCCCGGGUACCGCGGUGUCAGAAUGGCGACCGGGUUCGUCGCGCGCACCGAUGGCCAUCCGGAUAUCAAAAGGAAAAAUCCCCCCUCCCCAUAUCGAAAACGAAAUUUGUGAUGCUGUAUUUGAGUACACAAAUCGACGUGUAAUGCUAGAAGGCCAAGAGACGCAGCUGUGGCCUCGUUUGCAGGCAAUUUGUCAUGCUGUUUCCCACUUCCUGCUGCCCCCUGUCAUGCUGAAGAUGCAAGGCUUUCCCACGCCAACCAGCACUGCAGUCCGCAUCUUUUCCCUUCUAGCAUGACAAAGCUGAUUUGUGGCCACAAAUCUGCAUCACUAAUUUCUAGUUUGAGUAUGGGGUGGGGGGAUUUUUCAUUUUGAUACCGGAACGCGGAGCACGAGUCCUUCACUCUACGGGACUUGGACAAGAAGGGCACGGACUUUUUAUCCCGGUUCAUCUUCCGGAUUGUGAGAAAAGUUUUGAUCGCAAACGAGCAGGAGCUGGAUACGGACUACUUGGGAAAGAAGUUCGGCUACACUUUUCGGGAGAAAAAACACUAUGAAGUGCAAAAGUAUCGUACUCGUAUAAAUGCAUGACAAAUUUCCGCAGCAUGAGAAAUAGAAUUUGUAAUGCGGAUUUACCUUAAUAAACAGAUUUGUAAUGCAUGAUUGCAAUGAAUACGAAUGCGACACUUUUGCACAGGAUAAACACCCACUAGAAGGGAUAAUAUUCGAAGAGAAACCCGUGGAGACUGUUGCGGUAUAGUUUUUUUCGUGUAGGUACUAGAAGAUUUGCAGAAACUUCGUUCUUGUUUCUGCAUAGCAUGAUAGCUGCAAUAAAGAGCUUCCCCUUUGCGAGGAGGAGGAUGGCACUGCACUGCAACUACAGCGUGUGCAAGAACUACGAGGAAGAUGGUCGCUGUCUGUCAGUUGUAUGAAGAUCAGUUGAAGUUGUAUUGGUGUUCUACAAACUUUAUACGAAAAAAUCGAAAUCUUCAGCCUCCUCCCGACACGAAGAAGUCGAGAAAAGACAGUAUAUCAAAGGCAAAAAUGUCUGGGUCUGGAAGAUUGCUAGGUUUGUCAUGCAGGUUUUCCAUGACCAGCGCGGUCUAGCAUGCACGGCCUAGCAUGACAGGUUCUGGGAGAUCUCUAUCAUGCCUUUCCUGCAUAGGAAACUGCCUCUAAACUUGUUCAAAAAUGGACCUCUUGCUCUUUUGGUAAUCAUGCAACACAGAUUUUUCCACGAUCCAGAUGUAGCAUGACAAGCUACACUCUUCCAGACCCAGACAUAUUUGCAUUUGAUACCGCAAAAAGGCAAGCAAAAAGGACGAUGCCGCCAACAAGUCGCAGGCAGCGCAACCGCCAGCCGAGGAGGCGAAGAAGGAGGAAAAGCCGAAAGGCGCACCGACGGAGGACGAACGGGCGAUAAAACGCAGACAGCAAGCGGACCAGCUGUCUUUGAACGGGUUGGAUACCUUCCGGUCGAUACCAAAAUACAAGGCGAAACAGCUUUUGUCCGAUUGGUUUUUCCGGGAAAAGUAUCCUGUGCAAAAGUAUCGUACUCGUAUAAAUGCAUUACGAAUUUCCUCAGCAUGAGAAAUAAAAUUUGUAAUGCGGGUUUGCCGUAAGAAAAAGAUUUGUAAUGCAUGGCUGCCAUUACUACGAGUACGAUACUUUUGCACAGGAUAAAAAGGAUAUCUUAAAGAUGCCGUAUCAAGACUUCCAGGACAAGUGCGUGCAGCUGGUAGCUAUGCAUUGCCAAAGUAUCGUACUAGUAGGAAUAGCAUGACAAAUUUUGCCAAGAAGAAAAGAAGAAUUUGUAAUGCUGAUUUCUUUAAGACAGUAGAUUUGUCAUGCAUCACAGGAAUUACUACGAGUGCGAUGCUUUUCCAAUGCAUAGUAGCACUGGAGACACAACUCCUCGCGAAUUUAGACGCUUCCCAAGUCCGCACAGCGACGAAGAUGAAGCGGGACAUGAUCAUAUGCAAGAAAAAAACUGUGUAAGUGUGACUCUGUAAUGCAGAACAUGCAACGAAGUUACGCCUGUCAUGCCAGACAACCAUUAAGUUCUCUUUUCAUGUGCGUUUUCCCUUACAAGCCACGCAUGACAGGUUUUCUCUGUCAUGUAGAGCAAAUUUGUGAUGCUGUCAGCCGAUAGAAAGUUACACUAACACAGUUUUUUUCUUGGAUAGAUCAACAUGAAACGGGAGGUGAAGGCGGUUUUCCCUUUAUUGAUCCGCCGGCACAGCUUCGGGAAUUACCUGCUACAAGAAGAUUUGGACUUUGCGUUCGACUUGAUUGAACUGGAAUACAGCAAGCACUUUGCGCAAUAUCAAAUGCAAAAGUGUCUGGGUCUGGAAGAUUGCAUGUCUGUCAUGCUUGUCUGGCAUGACUCUUAAAUCUGUCAUGCACGAUACCCAAGAGCCCCACUUUGCUGUCAUGCAGAAACGCAGUUUGUCACGCAGAAUAGGCAACACCUAGAAGCUCAAAAGCUUGUCAUGCUGCGCCAGCACUUGUGGCCUCUUCAUGAUACGCCACCCAGCGUCACAAGUUUCCAGACCCAGACACUUUUACAACCCAUACGCAAGAGGUGUUCACGAUGCAGGAAAUCCCGAAGGAGAUGCGCUCGCCGAAGCGAGUGGGGUUGAAAACCACCAUGGUGACCCGAGAAACCUUGCGGACAACGCAGGAAUUCAACCGCGCGAGGAGCAAGGAAUUUGACCCAGAACAGGGAGGGUCGCCAAGGUACUGGAAGAUCUUUGGUCAAUGAUUUGGCAUGAGCAUCAUGAUGAAGAUAGACAUAGAGUGACUUUUAUGUGCGAAGGAGCACCACAUCGCGUCUCACUGACUUGUCAGUCUAGUGAAGCUUGGGCUUGCUGGAGGUGGAGCUGCACAAAACUAGAUCCUCGUCAUUUGUAAUUCUGCAAAAACUCCACGACAACCUCCUACCUGAACAGGAUUCUUUCCCCCACUGGCGACCCAAGGCGGAAGAAGAUGCAGAACGACGCGUUUUCGAAGCUGCACAAGGACGUGAUUAUCUGGAAGAACAAGCUGAAAAAGAAGCACGGCACGCUGACCAAAGCCUGGUCGGAACUGUUUCAAAAGGCUGUGGUUAGGUGGGAUGAGGAACGGGAGAAAAGAGAAGAGGGCAAGAAUCAAAAAUCCACGCUGCGUGGGUUGUAUCCUGUGCAGAAGUAUCGCAUUCGUAGUAAUCGCAGUUGUGCAUGACAAAUCUCUUUCUCAAGAUCAUGAAUCAGCAUGAUAAAUUCCUUUUGUCACGCUUAGCAAAUUUGUAAUGCGGUUACUACUAGUACGGUGCUUUUGCAUUUCAUAGGUUGCAGAGCCGGCUGGGGGAAGAGGCGGACGAUUUGAAGUCCAAGAACUUCAAGUCGAACAAGUCGAAAAAGGACGGCAAUUACCUCCAAGUCGUCCAGUCUGACGCGAUAGACGACCUGCCGGUGAUAUUUGAAAAGCCGCCAAAUCUCCUCCCCUUGCAAAUAGAAAUCACCUGCUUCGAGUUCGUCUACAUGUGCGAAGAGCCGUUUAAGAAGUUGGUGGAGCAGAAGAAAAUCCACUUAUCCGCGGUCUACUUUUUCCUGCUCUGGGAGGACUGCCCGCCAAGCUUCGUCUACAACGCGAAUAGUCGGCAAGGGCCGGAACUGCUGGAUUGGGUGAUGAAGUUGGGUGUGCCGAAGCCGGAUCUGCUAGGGGAAUCGUUGGAUGUUGUAGAAACCGUCCAGCAAGAGGGCGCGGAAAUAGGGAACGCGAACGCGAGUAGCGCAAACUUAAACGCAUCCGCCACGCAGGCAAAUUUGGCGAGCGGAAGUGGGGAUGACGCCAGUCUGAAGAAAACGCCGCCAGGUAUUUUUACACUGAUCGGUAGUUUAAAUUUAAUGAGGAUUCUGUUUACAUCCACCUGCCGCUCAGGUCGUAUGACAGUUUUAAGUGCGUUGACAAAGGAAAUGGAAUCAAAAUAAGUAAACCUUUUUGUCUUGUUGCAUGAACAGCACGUGCAUGAGGAACAUGCAGUAAGUUGUCGUGCCCGUAGUUCAUAAUUCGCAAUACGAGAAAUCUAUAUCACUAUCAGGUUCCCCCGGCCCCUCCUCCGGCUCCGACGCGGCUAAGACCCAAGCAAUAGUUGCUACCCACACAGAAAUCGCAUCACACGUGUGAGCAAGAUAAGCUCCUAGAGUCAUGCAUGGCGAUGAUGCAUGACAAGGCUCUUCACCCAGAUCCAUUCCGCAAGAGAAAUUGCAUGACUGCGUUGCUGAAGCUUUUGGUUUUCGUGCUUUGGUAAGCAUAUCGUGCGGUGAUUUUGUGUUGCAUAAUCGUGAAGAAGGUCGAGAAACCAAAGUGGGAAACGAGAUUAUCCCGCAUGGGCCUCCGGCACUGGGACGCGGAAUCCCACACCUUACUGAUCGACUUCCAACGGUGUUUAGUCCACAGAUACGGGCACGUCGGGAAAGCGCUGAUCCAACUAGACGAGGAGAAUGAGUCGUUCCGCAUGGACUAUUAUGCAUUGCACAACUAUCGCACUAGUGUAGACUGCAUUACAAAUUUUUCCAAGAAGAAAACUGCAACUUGUCAUGCUGGAUAACGUAAGGAGUACAGGCUUGUCAUGCAUGACUGCAAUUUAAACGGGUGUGAUACUUUUGCAGUUCAUAACUACAAGGAAUUUCACCAGCUCUGCGCCGAGAUCCAGUACCCCAACAACCCGAAAACGCUUUGGGGCUACGUGGACAGCAGCAAGACUGGAUUCUUAAGGUACGAUGUGAUUGAUUUUCGGUUGGCGAAAUCCGUCUUUGGCGAGGAGUAUUUGGAUUACAAGAAAGACAACGAAGCGGUGUGGCUGCGGUUAAAGGAGAAAAAGGCGAUCAUCGCACAAGAAAUCGAGAAGUUCGCGAAAAACGAGAAGCUCGACUACUACUCGCAGUUCAAGCAAUACAUCCGGAAACGAGGGUUAGGAAACGUUUCCCGGGUCUGGCGAAAGUACUUGGACGGGAAAGGCCGCGGCCAAGUCACUUUCGACCAGUUUGCGCAGGGGUGCACCGCGAUCGGGUUUCAGGGCAACACGCGAACUUUGUUCUGGGCGAUCGGCCGGGGCGCUGGGGCGAUCACCAUCGACGAUAUGGAACAGGACUUAGUGGAAGAUUUCACCGCUUUCGUCCGCGCGUGCAAAAGAUCCGGCUCCGUGUUGAAGGUGUUGCAGACCGCGGGGUUCAGAAACAUUGAGGAGCCCGUGAAGAAAUCGGUGUUCAAGAAGUUGUUGAAAUCCCUGAAGUUCAUGGUCUUAUCCCAAAAGCAACUUGCCGACGAUGAGGAUAACCCUUUGUCCGACCGAGCCACCACCGCCGGCGGGUUGCAGGAGGGCGAAGGGGAGGACGACGCGCAGUCGGCGUCGUCGAAAAAAUCUAGUGCAACAUCUGGGAUAUGCAUUGCAAAAGUAUCGUAGACUAGUAGAAAUUGUAAUACAAAUUUUUCCAAGAGAAAAAAUGCAAUUUGUCUUUGUGAUGCUGAUUUGGCGAAGAAACGGGAUUUGUUAUGCAUGGCUGCAAUUAGUACGAGUGCGAUGCUCUUGCAAUGCAUAUGGGAGUAAAAAGACCAACGCAACGUCAAAAUCCCAGUCUUCGAAAAAAACCGCGGGCAGUAAAAAAGCGGAUUUAAUGGCGGGCGGCGGUGGGUUAUCCAAGAAAAAAACUGUGUAAGUGUACCUUUGUGUUGCAGAAAAUGCAAAACUGUUACACUUGUCAUGCUGGACAUGCAUCAGAGGCAAUUUUCGUGCGCGUUUUCACGUACUAGGUACGCAUGGCAGGUUUUCUGUUUCAUGCAGAGCAAACUUGUGAUGCUAUUCCUCCAAGAAACUUACACUUACACAGUUUUUUUCCUGGAUAUGGGUAUGAGAUGGUGGAGAGGGACAGCCGGUUUUACCACUUAUCCUGUGCAAAAGUAUCGUACUCGUAUUGCAAUCAUGCAUUGCAAAUCUUUUUCUUAAGGCAAAUCCGCAUUACAGAUUUUACGUCUCAUGCUGAGGAAAUUUGUAAUGCGUUUAUACGAGUACGAUACUUUUGCAGUUCAUACCACUACCUCUUCGACCACUUAGACAUCUUCGACGAAAAACGGAUUUUCCCCGACGAUUUACUCGCGUUGGAAAAGUUAACCAAAGGAACCCACACGCUGGGCGACAUCUACGCGGAGAGGACGCAGCAGCUCCGCGAGAGGCAGCGGAAGGUGAAGGAAGCCGUCGCGGUGCACCGGUCCAUGUACGACGAACAAAUGGAGCACCAGAAACUGGUUUCCGGCCUGAAAUCAACUAGGUCAAACGGGAAGCAGCAGGCGGAGAAACUGUUCAUAAAAAUGGAACGGUCGUGCGGGUCGGUGCUCCGGGCGUGGUUUCUCUUCUUAUCAAGUGCAAAUAUGUUUGGGCCCGGAACAUGGCAACUUGUCAUGCCAAAUCUGAAUCAUGCAAAAAUUUGUGUUGCAUGAUCACCAAAAGUUGUCCACUUUUGACCAGGUUCUUGAGAGGGAGUUUCAUAUACAGGAUAGACAUGAUACGGAUCUUCUCACAGCAUCUGUCAUGCUGGAUCCUGCAUUCCAGACCUCAGGGGUCAUAUAAAACCUGCAUGACAAGUUUGCAUUCUUCCAGACCCAGACAUAUUUGCAAGGCAUACUUCUUCGACAGCGACAACGCCGUAUGGAAGCGUCAGGUUUGAAAUCGACAAAGUUGAAAUGAUUUGUCAUGCAUAAUAUGCAAGGCAUGAAGUGCCUGUCUUGUCGGGAUGGCAAGUGAGGCCGAGUGUCAGCCUGUUUAGGUUAUAAAUAGAGCUACUAACAUAGCAUGACAAAAGCAGUCGUCUUUGCCCAAACAGCAUGACAAAUUGGAUUCCGGUACUCCGAAAACUUGUCAUGCGCCACUUGGAAAUUGGUCUUCCAACUGGUAUCCAUUUUAUGCAUGACAAAUCAUUUCAACUUUGUCGAUUUCAAACCUGACGCUUCCAUACGCCGGGGUGUGCGGUUACGAGAAGUUUUCGGAGGUGGUGAAACAGAAGUUUCAGAUUUUGGUGACAACCGAGAUGUGGGCGUUUUUGGAUUUUGCGAAGAAGGGGUAUUUGACGUUGGACAACUUCGACCCAGAUGUGAAAAUAUGCAUUGCAAAAGUAUCGUACUCGUAUAAAUGCGUUACAAAUUUCCUCAGCAUGAGAACAAAAAUUUGUAAUGCGGAUUUAGCUUGAGAACAAGAUUUGUAAUGCAUGUUUGCAAUUACUACGACUGCGAUACUUUUGCACAGGAUAGAAAAACCACUUGAAACUGUUCAUCGAGCGACUUCACGUCCGCUACGGAUCGACGAAGCAGGCGUUUAUGCAGAUUAUCUUGCAGUUAUCUAGAGCAAAGUUCUUCUUACCGUAGUACACACAGAUGCAGAUGAUCAUGAUGACCUUAUUGCAUGACGAUGACAGAUCUUCUGUUUCCCCAGCCCAUUUACCAUGACAACUUUCAGCUCUAAUGCUGGUGCCGGAAUUUGUCAUGCACUUUGUGCAUCUGCUUCGUCGUGCAACUACCUACGCUAAAUUUGUAUUGCAUACCAGUAUUCCGGCGUGAACCUGGAUUUCGAGCAGUGGCGGGAGCUCUGCCGGGAGAUCCGGUACGACGGCAAUCCACGACGGCAUAUUCUGAGUAAAAACAUCCCCACCCCAAAGUUGUCAUGCAAAUCUGCAGGGCAAAAAUGUUUCUCAUGUGAAGCCCCAUGCGAAGCAUUUCCCCGUCGUGUUUUGGAUUUUGUGAUGCUCAAAUCAGCAUGACCUGCUAGACCUGUUAUGCUGCUGGAGCUAACUAAACAGGAUCACACUACGGGGCCAAAUUUGUCAUGCGAAACAACCAAAGCUGGUUGAUUUGUCUAGCACAUUUUCCAUCUUGACAUUGGUGUGGGGAUGUUUUUACAUAGGAUACGGCUGUUCACGUACUUGGACCGGGAAAUUUCCGGCUAUGUGCAUUUAUCCGCGAUCGACCAGUAUCAAAUGUAAAAAUGUUUGGGUCUGGAAGAAUGCCAGACUUGUCAUGCAGGGUUUCCAUGACCCAUGGGGUCUGGUAUGUAGGACAUAGCAUGACAGAUUCUGUGCGAGUUCUAUCAUGCCUACCCCGCAUGAGAAACUGCCUCCCGAUUAGGUCAAAAGUGGACGGCUUUUGGUAAUGAUGCAACACAGAUUUUUACAUGAUUCAGAUUUAGCAUGACAAGUUGCUUUGUUCCAGACCCAGACACUUUUGCAUCUGAUAACCAGGUGGCGGUGUUCCGGGCGUUGGAAAUGCUUUCCAAAACCGGUAUCCACUGCAAAUAUGCCUGGGUUUGGAAAGGUGAAACUUGUGAUGCUGUGUCUGGAUUCCAAAGAAAUCUGCAUUGCAUGAACAGCAAAGCACGCAAAACAAGAUGUCCAAUUUUUGCUACGUGGAGAGGGCAUUUCUCAUGCGGUAUGAGCAUCAGAAGGCCCCCGCAGAAUCUCUGAUGCUAGGGCAUGCACCACAGUCCUCAUGGGUCAUGCAAAGUCUGCAUGAGAAACUCCUGCAUUCUUCCAGACCCAGACGCGUUUGCACUGGAUAACCGGCGAAGCGGAGCAACUGGCAAACACAACCUGGUACGCCAACGCGAGUCAGGCGGGACUCGGACCAAACGGGCAAGGAAAUGCCAGCACAACAGCAGGAGCGGAGAAGAAACAGGUGAACCCCGACACCGACUCACCAAGACUAGCAGGGAUGGGCCAAACGACGUCCAGCUUCGACUCGUUUGCCAGCAGAACCGGCACCGGAACCGCGGGCGGGGUGAUCACCGGCACCUCGAAAGCGGCAUCCAGCUCCGCGAAGGGGAAUUACAAACAAGUCGAACUCGUUCGCCAGUUCAAGGAAAAACUGAUCGCGAAGUACCACAGCUUGGCCUACGGGUGGCGGAUGCUUUUCGGAGCAAACAACGAGGUGGGGCAGCAGGAAUUUCACCACGCAAUAAAAAACUUGGUGAACGUCGAGUACGUCGCGUCGGAUAGUGAUCUGUACAACAACGCGGAAAUUCACGGCGCGAUAGAUCCGAACCCGGAAUUCGAGAAACGAAUGCGGCAGAAGCAAGAGGAAACCGAGGCGGCGCAGUUGGAAGCGGUUUAUGCAUCGCAAAAGUAUCUUCGUCCUGGUACGAAGCACAUUCAUGCAUUGCAAAUCUCUUUCCCAAGGUAAAUCCGCAUUGCAUACAAAUCUCAUUUCUCAUGCUGAGGAAAUUUGUCAUGUGAUUUAUACUAGUCCGACGCUUUUGCAAUGCAUACUGUAAAGCGGUAUUUAAAGGAGUUGUGGAACGGGCUCUUCCUGGCGGGUUUCGUCCGAAGAAUACCCCUCCCGAACGGCGCCAACGCCUUCGGGGUACCGAACCAGAAGAAAACCACGCCACCACAACUCAGGUUGGAAUUGUUCGAUAUGCAUUGGAAAAGUACUAUCUUUGCACUGUUGAUAGUGAUUGCAUUGCAGCCUGACAUUUUUUUCCACAAUGAUGAAGUAGAGGCAACUUGUCAUGCAGUUGCAGAGUCAGUACUGGUCUGGAAGCAGGCACAUCUGUCAUGCGUUACUUCUGCGUAAGCAAAAUCAAUACAAGAGCGCGAAGAUACAACAAUUUUUGCAAUGCAUACUUUACCCGGAAUUGUCCGAGAUGAUAAAGGAUUUCAAAAUCGGCGUGGAAAAGCGGUACGGAACUUUCGCGAAAAUGUUCUCCGAGAUCUGUUUCGCGAACUGCAAAGUGCUAUGCAUUGCAAAAGUGUCGUUCUCGUAUUGCAAUCAUGCAUUACAAAUCUUUUUCUUGAGGUAAAUCAGCAUUACAAAUUUUAUCUCUCAUGCUGAGGAAACUUGUAAUGCAUUUAUACGAAUACGAUACUUUUGCACUUCAUAAGUGCCACUGGACUGCGAGGAGGACCGGUAUUGGACGAAGGAGGAGUUUAGAAUACUCUGCGACCAAAUUUGCUACCCGAAAAACCCGCGGCUGUUGUUUUACUACUUCAGCAUCGACUGCAAACACUUGUACUGCCGCAACUUGGACUACAACGAGUAUGACAAGGCAAAGGAAACGCUGCAGAAGAAACUCGAGAAAGAUAUGGAGAAUAACAAGUUAUUGAUGAACCAAACCAGGACGAUGGGGCGGACGACGCAGAUGGGGAGCGCGGUAUACAUGUAUGACGUGCCUGCUAUAGUUCUGAUGACGUUCUUCUUGGGGAUGAUGUGUCACGUUGGACUUUUUCGUAGAGGAAUUGAUUUGAAUUUGCAAUAGAUUUCGAAAUGGAUUUGGUAAAAUUAUGCAUUCCACGACAUAAAACAGUUCUCUCUCUCUGCCCCACCCGGUCGGUUCGGCGUGGACAACAAAAUCCAUCCGACCGUGAAGAUGCAUUCCAUCACCAACGACACGAGUUACGGGGACUUCAAUUUGAACACGCACCGGUCUUCCUUUUCCGCCAAUUUGCAGCACCAGGCACCUGAUUUGCGGACGUUAAACACCUUUCUGGAGCACUUGUCGCGGAAAGCGAACAACAACUUGCUGCUCGGUUGGGUGCGGUUUCUGGACACGAAACAGACGGGGAAGCUGAACUUCAAAGAAUUCGCCGAAAUAUCCUGUGCAAAAGUAUCGUACUCGUAUUGCAAUCAUGCAUUACAAAUUUUUUUCUCAAGGUAAAUCCGCAUUACAAAUUUUAUUUCUCAUGCUGAGAGAACUUGUCAUGCAUUUAUACGAGUACGAUACUUUUGCAGUUCAUACGAAAACGUCACCUCCAUCGGCUUCACCGGGAACUUGCACAACCUCUGGCGGGAAAUCUUCAUAAGGUUAGACUACUUCGCGUUCGUGUCCGAGCAGGAAGCGCCACACAAGGCGUAUAGGGAUAUGCGGUACAUCACGUUUGAAAAGCUGGAUCCCUACCACUUCCUCUUAUUAGAGAGCUUCCGGAAACCGCUCGCGGCGAAAUACAAAACGGCGCAGGUAGUAGAAUUCUUGAAAGUUGUUGAGACGGAGGUCUACUAUCAUAACCACCAGGAGACGGACUGAUACUGAAUGAUUGAACUUGUAUGGCAAUCGAACCUGGGUUCUUGUUCAAAACAUCAAAACAACUUACGAUAUACAAUUUCAGGUCGCGUUCGAGGACCUUCAAUACGGACAGGACGACUUUUUCCUACUUUGCCAGGAGCUGAAAGUGAAAGUGACCUGCAAGUGCCCGGCGCCCACGCCCUACAUCGACCGGCACAACCCCCAUCCCGACUACCAAAUCGACCCGGACGAGCCCCCGCUCCGGUCCAGCGACCCCCGGGUCCACCAUCACUUCUUCGACUGGUGUCAGAAUUUGGUGCUGAAGCGACCUCGAAGGAUAAGCCGGACGCAGUCCGACUAUCUGUUCGAGUAUUUGAACUUGCGGAAAAGGGAGAAAAUCAGCACGGACGAGGUGGAGUUUCUGGACAAGUGGUGGAAAAAACCGCUCCGGAAAAAACGGUUCUCGCAGGACAUUUAUCCUGUGCAAAAGUAUCGUCCUCGUAUUGCAAUCGUGCAUUACAAAUUUUUUUCUACGAGGUAAACCCGCAUUACAAAUUUUAUUUCUCAUGCUGAGGAAAUUUGUAACGCAUUUAUACGACGAGUACGAUACUUUUGCAAUGCAUAACAUGCGGAAAGUCCGGGAUCCGCGCCGGAUUCUCGAGGAGGCGAAAGCGAGGAAGGCAGCGGAGGAACUGUCCAAGAUGCAGUCGCCGAGGAUACAAGAGCAGUUGGCAAAAUACGGAAAACUGGAAAACGCGGACUCCUGGUCGCCGCUGCUCCACUCCAAGCCGUUCAACGUUGGCAAGUCGAACAGUUUAUGCACUGCAAAAGUAUUGUAUGUAGUGAGGUCACCGAACGGUUCUAACCGGGGAGUUUUUUUGCCACCUACCGUGAAAAACGGCCGGCAGUUUCCAAGCGGGCGGAAGUGUUUUUAGAGAUAAAAAAUUUGCAAUCAUCAAGCCUCCGGGGCUUUGCCAACAAACAAGCCCGCUCGAAAACUAUCGACUCGCACUUGAUAAAACGACGCAGGGGAGCCGGCAAAAGGGGGGCCCUUCUGAGGCGCCCACCGCCUUGGUUUCUGGCGAUUUGGGCCGCCCAAAAAGGGGCGCGCAAAAAACGCGCCCAAAAUCAGAACAGCGAAACAGCAUGGCACGGCCCCGAUUUCGGAGCAUUUUGGGCGGCCGCGAAAGUGGCCGCCUUUUCGCCGGUUUCAGAGCCUGGGAAGCUUUGCAAAAAGCGCCGGAGUGAAAAAUAAAAACGCGAAAAAGAAAAAGCGCCCCAGACGCGCAAAGCCAAUCCGCAUGCUAUGGGCCCGAUUUUUCUUCGCUUUUAGGGCGCCCCCCGUGGCACCCGGAUCGGCGCCAUAGCAUGGGGGCUGGGCUUCGGAAAGGAACUUCGGAGAUUUGCCAAAAUUUGCAACGUUUCUCGAGCGGCCGCCAUGCCGUGCGGCAUAACACUACGCACGGCGGCAUGGCGAGCCCAGAAAAAGCAAAGCCGCGGCCAAGGCGACGGCCGGCAAGAAAACGCCCACGACCUCACUACCUCCGCCCCGGCGGCUAUAUUUGGUACUCGUAUAAAUGCAUUACAAAUUUUCGCAGCAUGAGAAAUGAAAUUUGUAAUGCGGAUUUACCCUAAGAAAAAGAUUUGUAAUGCAUGACUGCCAUUACUACGAGUACGAUACUUUUGCAGUUCAUACAGCUCGCUCGACGAAGUUCGCAUCGCCCACAGCAACACCUUCCAGCGCGGGCCGGCGUUUGAGGGGGUAAAACUAACGGACGACUUGCGGUCGCACUGGAACCCGCGGCACCAUGUGCUAGAUAACGAGUGGAACCGGGCGACGCAGAUGCUCUACGAAAUGGUCCAUGUGGAGCGGAUAUGCAUUACAAAAGUAUCGCACGACUCGUUGAAAUUGCACUCAUGCAUGACAAAUCUCUUUCCAAACCUGAAACAGCAUUACAACUUCCACUUUUGUUCUUGCCAAAAUUUGUGAUGCUAUUUUUACUAGUACAACGCGCGACACUUUUGCAAUGCAUAGCGGAGUAGCGACCGUAUGAAAGCCAAGGUCCAGAAGAAGGCCGACGCGAUUCCCGUCUUCUCCUGGAUCCAGGGGCAACUAGGUGGGGGCGGCGCGGCGGGCGGCGGCGGGGCGGCCGCCGGCGGGACGAAGUUAGACCGGCUGCAACCGCGGCCGCCUCCGAUAAAAGCGAGGUCUGGGAGUGGCGGAGACGGAGACUUGUUGAAGGGUUUGGGCGGAGGGGAUCUAAUGGAUUAAAGAACCGGUCAAAGGGGAUUUUCAAACCGGCGAGCCGUGUUGAAUGAUGUGGCGUCUGUUUUAAAUCCCAGUAGGUACUGCCGGUGCAAGAACCCGGACAGUACUAGUCGUGUAAUUCGCGAAUCAAUCAUCUACUAAUAAUCUACUAUACUUUAACUUUUACUUUCCUAGUAGCAGGUGAUGAUCGUGACAGGGUUUCAGUUGUUAAGGAGUUUCAGGCCGUCUUCGGGGAGGAGGAGUAAUUGAUAUUUAGUGUGCUGACUACGUUUACGACCACUCCAGUAGAACAACCGCCCUCGUAGCGUCACGCCAUCCAUCAUCCUUCGGAAGUUCUUUUCGCUCUUGUUUCAAUAAUGCAGAAAAUUAAAGGGCCUCGUCAAGAAGGUGCCAAUCUUGUUGUUUGAAUGCAUCGCUGAUAAUGUCCUGUAUAAUACACCAACUCGUCUCAAGCGGCGCAAGCGUGGUCACCAGGAAUUCUAUUAGCCGGCGCGCGGCGCUGCUUGAAAGACGUUUAUUUUCGACGCACAAAGAGACGUGCGCCUAGUUGAGCUUCUGUUUACUUGUUUGCUUAUUUACCCCUACUAAAACCAAAUUUCAAAACCGAAUCAACACAGUAAUGCAAUGCUGAGAAAGUGAAAAUGAAUGCGAAGUAUUACAGUUACACUGCUCCUUCAAAUAUCUUCUAUGCACUUUGCAGUGUACCUAAACUUUAUCAAUGACCGAUGACACCAGCACGUCCGGAGUAGAACAAAAACGCAACAAAUGACGAAACCCAGAGUACAGAAUUUCAGAAUAGCCGUAGUACCUUUCUCGACCGCUACCUUUUGAUGAUGAAUCGAAAACGUUUUAGCUUAAGGAGAUAAGCUUUGCUUUGACUUGAUUGAUAUUGCUAGACACAACGAAAACCAUUAUUAUUUCGUUUGACUUGAGCUUCCUAGUAGAAUUUGCAAUAGGAGGGUCUUCAGACCGAAGAAAGACUCUGGGUUGCGCUGCUGCGGCGCCUCCACGCGUUGUACUAUUUCAUCUUGCGUGGUGGACUCGGCACCUGAAGCGCCUCUGCAACUACCUUGUUGAUGAACUCGAUUUGCUAAAUAUUUCUCCAAAGUUGGCCGCCCAUGACUAUGAGGAUCGAUCGAUGAUCUUCAGCGCCACCAGAUUUUUGCAUUUGUAUAAAAGACCACGAUGUCCUUGUUGCGGUAAGGAAAUCGAAAGAAGUUUCAGAUCGAUUAUUCUCCGGCUUGUGGCGCUGGUGCUCGAGGACGACUGCGAUAUCCAAGAGAAUUAUGCCAUCGCCAUUCCCAUAAUUCGAAAGGAACAAAAAGCUCCACCUGUUCUUCCAUCACUCAGUAAAGAGCCCACAACAUCAUUCUCAUCGCCAGGUGAGGUCCUCGUCGGUGGAACUACAUCUUGGUGAGUAGAAGUAUCAAAAUCACGCCUAGAAAAAUUCGAAAAUUUAAAUUGAUACAACUCUCCACAGAAAAUAAAGAUCCUCAUGAACACGAUGAUGAUUGAAUGAGUAGGAAGCAGAAGCUGCAACACAGAAAGAAAAUCCAUUGGUGCUUUCGAUGGUUGAAAUGUUGACCGAAAAAAAGAGAAAAAUCGAGAUCCGUGAGGACCCU
Molecule: messenger RNA, 15868 nt
Organism: Amoebophrya sp. A120
Lineage: Eukaryota; Dinophyceae; Syndiniales; Amoebophryaceae
Source: the annotation of a GenBank genome assembly